This is a messenger RNA of Gigantopelta aegis, 2430 nucleotides long. RefSeq names its product transmembrane protein 135-like. The record is from RefSeq and is a predicted model, not a curated record. Lineage: Eukaryota; Metazoa; Mollusca; Gastropoda; Neomphalida; Peltospiridae. The transcript is spliced from 14 exons. The coding region runs from base 513 to 1427 and encodes 304 amino acids.
UGGCGGUCUUUAGCAAACCAUUAACUUUGAGUUACUCUUGUUACGAAUUAGGACAUUGCUGGACACCGUAUUGCGUGAAAUCAUCCACGGAUAUUGCACAGUCGGUAUUUAAGGAAGCGUUCAAAAUAUAUGGGUCUUUGUACUUGAUAGCCGCUCUGCUUCGAAGGAAAGGCAAGGAAUACUACCUCAAGAAAUAUUUACUAGAGACAUUGCAGUCAACUGUUUUUCUCACUAUCAAUGGAUCACUUUUUAUUGGACUAUUUUGUGUUUGGAGAAAUGUAACUGGGUUUUACUUUUACUACAAUACAUUUUUGUGUGGGAUCCCAGCAUGUGCAUUUUCACUGCUCAUAGAAGCAAAGGAAAGGAAGUUGCUUGGAACUUUUUAUUACGUCAACUCUUCUUUUGUUCCUGCCUGUAACGCAGCCUAUAUCGCUAUCCUCUUUGAGAGGAAGAACAGGCGGAGCGCCCUGGCUGUUUACGUAUUAAAUUUGGCACUUGAGACAUCAUUUCGUAUGCUGACAUCAAGAGGAAUCAUUCGGCCAUUGCACAAUGGCGAGGUUGUUCUGUUCAGCAUCACGUCAGCAGCCUACUUAUACUUGUUCAGAAAGAAAGAUGAGCUGCCGAAGUCGAUUUCCUCGGCUCUCAAGUAUGUUGUUGGUAGCGCAGAAGCCCCUCCAGAACUUAAUGCCAAUGAUGUGAAGAAUACCAAGACAAAAUCAGCCAAGCUGAAGCCAGAAUUUCUCCGGUUGUUACUGGGACGUCUUCAGCAGACGCCAAAACACAGACUGUGUCAGCAUCACCAUGGCUGCCUUCAUUACGUACUGCAGGGUUUCUGUCGCCAGUUUGGAUUAGGCUAUGUCAUUCAGACUGUGGUCAAGUUCUUGUCCCAUCUGCCAAAGAUCCCAUUCCAACCGUCCAUUCUCCUGCAUAUCUUCUUCAACAAGGACAGUCUUAGUCUCGGGGCCUUUCUCGGGUGCUACUCAGCAAUAUUUAAAGCUGUGAAUUGUGUUCUGCGCUGGUUUCGUGACCGGGACGACAGUGUACAUGGUCUGGUGGCGGGCUUCCUCGCCGGCUGGUCCAUGAUGAUGUACAAGAGUAGUGUCAUCGCACUCUACGCAGCCACAAAGCUAGGCGAGCUUCUGUAUUUCAAGGGAAUAAAAGCUGGAGUGUUGCCCUACAUCAAGUGUGCUGAUAUUGUUAUUUACUCCAUCUCGACAGCAUUUGCCUUCCACGCAGCUGUUUUAGAACCACACAACCUCAGACCAGCUUACUGGAAGUUCCUUCUCAGGGUAACGGGCAACAGGUUUGCCCAAAUGAACCGACGUCUUGUUGACGUUUUCGGUACCAACGCAUCAAAACUCUACCCAGACUACUGGCCCAACUACGACAUGCGCUUUACAAGUCUGAAUCCGCUGGAUUUCAGCUGAUCGCAGACUAUGCACAAGAACUCUUUUGAUGUUAUAUUUUUUACUAGAUGUGCUCAAUAAUUGUGAGAACUUCCUGGAUCAUGUUGAUCUUCAGCAAAAAUGUGUCACAAAAAUAUGUUGUAUUACCUGACUAUGGUUCAUGUUUUAAAGAUAUUCCCCUGGACCCAUAUUUUCAAAGCUAAUUUACAGCACUACAUUUUGCAAAAAAACGUCACUAUGGCGUGUGCUGUAGUGAUGUCAUAGCCUAGGGUGGUUUUGCAAUAUCAUAGCACUAAGAUUGCUUAAAAAAUCUCUGGCCAGGGUAGCACAAAUACAUGUACAUGUAGGUGCAGGUAUCAACAAUUCAUGCAUUUUACACCAGCACUAUCUGUCAGCAUUUUAUUAUAAAAUGGUAUUUUGCAAUUGUCUAUGGCAAUCAGCAUUGCUGUGAAUAUUGCCGUGGAGUUUUUUAAUUCUCCACGGCCUUUUUUUGCCUUGAAUUGUAUUUGGGUUUUUUUUUCAAUGGCAUGGUUUUUUUUUGCCGUGGACAUUUUCUUAAUUGCAGGGGUUGUUUUGUUAGGUUACAUCAGAGUUUAGGUUGAACAAAAAGUUGACAGAUACUGACUUCAGUUUUUGAACAACACAGGAAAAUGAAAAAGUCAGACUCUUUUAAAAUGUAGAGAAGGGUAAACUAGCACUCCUCUAAAUAGUUAAAAGGGAAUCAUUCCCCUGGAAUAAGUGACAAAAUAAGAUGUGUGAAUGACUAUAUAAAUACUUGUAUUUAUUGUAAAUUAUUAAAAAUAUACAUUUGUUUAGGAUAGUUGCAUAUAAGGGGAAAACUAGUUUUCAUUAAUUCAGUUAAUUACUGAAUUAGCUAUUUAAUACAUUUACAUUUGUAUUUUGAAUUAUUUUUCAAGUUGACAUGUAAUUCAGAUUAGUAAUUUGCAGAACAACUGCUUAAAGGAACAGACCCUAGUUUUUAAACACUAAGGCAUAUUUUUCACCUAGACCCUAGUUUCAAUCU